GCGCACGCCGGAGAACAAGCCACUGCUGUGGGGAAGGAAGCACGGAAAGAGCUGGGGGCGGCACGAUACGACACAGCACGCCUGCCCGGGCAGGGGACCGACCGCCUUCCCAUGGCUCCGGGUACCUUGAAGACGAUGUGGGGCAGCAUGGAGGUGGCCCUGCCUGGCCUCUGCACCAUCCUGCUCUGCUGUGGCCCCAUGCUGGCCAGCUGCCACCGGGUGGCCUUAUUCCCAGCUAUGUUAAGUCUCCCUGCAGGAGGCUCAGCUACCUUCUUCUGCAAUAUCUCCGUGGAGAACAAUUUCGGCUCGGAGUACAGCCUCAAUUGGUACAAGGAGACCAACAACAGCCAAGCCCAAAAAAUCGCUGAAAUCAGCCGGAACAACACCCAGACAAACACAAAAAAGUACCUGCUCACCAACCAUGCUCCUGCCUUCACAAUCGAGAUCCUGAACCUUCACCAGAAUGACUCAGGCUCCUACUACUGCGGGCUGAUCACCUUCUUUGAACCUGACAAAGUGAUGGAGAGCAACCGGUCCCACCUGGUGGUCACAGCAGCCCCUGAGAAGACGAAUGCCACCGAUGAGCCUGAGAUGGAGGAAAGCAAUCCCCCGGACCACAUCAAGGCCGUGCUCCUGGGCAUCCUGCUGCUGGCCGGGGCGGUUGUGCUGCUGAUCUUCGGCUACCUCACGGUCACAUACAGGAGAGGAGAUGUGCAGAAACCACCAAGUGAAAACAAACCAGUGAAGGAAGAAAAGCCCCCCAUGGUGUCCGUGUCCACCGUGGACUACGGCGUGCUGGAAUUUCAGUGGGAGCAGCACGCCCAGAUUCCCUCUGAGACUCGGCUGGCCGACCAGACCGAAUACGCCACCAUUGUCUUCCCAGAGGAGAAACCUGUCACGCCAGAGAGAGGCAAGAAACACCAGGACAAGAGGACUUGGCAGCUUCAGUCGCAGCCCUGCUGAGGGCUGGGGUCCCUCCUCGCUGAGGGGUGGGGGCAGGGACAGGCUGCCCUGGCCCCUCGCUCCCACUGCAGUUUGCAGUUGGGAAAAAUCCAGUGUGCCAGGACCGAAACAACAGAGGGGCCGCUGCUGGAGUUGAUAUCAGACAGUCCUGGCCACGGUGGAAUCGUGGCUGUGGGAUGGGUACCACAGGAUGAGGAAGGUCCCUGCUGGGCUCCACGUGAUGCCUCUUCACUCAUUGCAGGGAGGAUGGACUGGGGAAGAGCAGCAAUGACAACAGGUCUGUCCUGAAGGUGAUUUACAUCAUAACUCUGUUUUCUACCUCCACCUGGGGCUCUCUGGAGUGGCCACGCUGCUUCCCUUGCCCAGGUCUGACCCAACUAGCAAAGCACGACUGUGGGAGAAAAGACUGGAGGCCAGAGCUGGAGUGGGUCCUGGGAGAUGCUGAUCACGGGAGCCUGGGGCUGGGGGGCUUCUCCUCACGUGGGGCAGAGGCUGCCUUGUGUGCCACUAUUUAAAGAAACCCCUGCGAAGUGGGUGGCUGAUUUUCCUCCUGUCUCCAGGCGCUUUCCUCUUCAAGAAGGGAAAUCUACCCCCAUGCCCCUCCCUCCACAGGUGGGAGACAGAUCUGUCCCUGUGGGGUGAAUAAAGGGUUUCACGUC
Messenger RNA from Tyto alba (common barn owl), 1622 nucleotides. RefSeq names its product programmed cell death 1 (gene PDCD1). The transcript is spliced from 5 exons. Gene Ontology annotation, biological process: positive regulation of T cell apoptotic process; negative regulation of immune response. The record is from RefSeq and is a predicted model, not a curated record. The coding region runs from base 112 to 963 and encodes 283 amino acids. NCBI's taxonomy places the organism in Eukaryota, Metazoa, Chordata, Aves, Strigiformes, Tytonidae. Gene Ontology annotation, cellular component: membrane; external side of plasma membrane.